GCUUCUAAGUUUGAUCAAGUGGCGUUCAUUCAUAUGCAUCCUGGAAGCACAGCUUUGAACAAGGGAGUACUUUACAUAAACUUUUCCAGUGCUAGGAUUGACUUGCUGUAUAACUCACUUCCACUGAUGCUACAAACACUAACCUGUGAAUAUUCUAUCAUAAUUAGCCUAUGGCGAUGUCCUUAACAAAUUCCUUUGGAUUCACCUUCUGGGACAAGAGCUUUUCUUCAGGAAUCUUUUUUCAAGCCUGACCUUGCUUAAUGAUUUAGAGAGAUCCAUCUGUAAUCUUAAAAAAUGUGCAUCCCUUUUGAAGAGAAAUCAGCCUUUCAAGGAAGAACUAUAUGACGUGCCCUUUAAUCCUUUUUUGCACGCUUGGAACGUUUUCAGAAUGAUUAUUAGCGCCAGGAGGUUACGAAGAUGCCAGUUCCUACGGUUAUUUGCAACUUGUUUUGUUGUGUCACUAAUGCUUUUGUGGACUCAGGAGGAUAAUGACGUAAUGAACCAUAUAAAGUCCUAUUCAUACAGAUACCUCAUAAAUGGCUACAAUUUUGUAAAUGACAGCCUGUCUCUUUCUCCUGAUAAAUUGGACAGUGUUCCUACUUACAAUUAUUUGAUAAAUAAUAAAUACAAAUGUAGAUCACAAGAUGUGCUGCUUUUACUCUUUGUAAAGACCUCACCGGAAAAUAGAGGACGUCGUGAUGCGAUUAGGAAAACAUGGGGUAACGAGUAUUAUAUAGGUUCACAGUAUGCUGCCAACAUUAAAAUUGUUUUUGCUCUUGGUGUUCAUAAAAACCCAAGCAAACGCUAUCUCCAGUUAGAGCUUGAACUUGAAAAUAGAAGAUACCAAGAUCUAGUUCAGCAAGACUUCCUUGAUACGUUUCAUAAUCUUACACUGAAGCUACUUUUGCAGUUAGAAUGGGUAAAUUCAUAUUGUCCCAAUGCAAAAUUUAUCAUGUCUGCAGAUGAUGAUAUUUUCAUCCAUACACCUAACUUGGUUUCUUACUUAAAAAGCAUGGAUAUGGUUGGUGUCCAAGAUUUCUGGAUUGGAAGAGUUCAUCGUGGAUCACCUCCAGUGAGGAACAAAAAUAGCAAGUAUUAUGUUCCUUAUGAAAUGUACCAGUGGUCUUCAUAUCCAGAUUAUACUGCUGGGGCUGCAUAUAUUAUUUCUAGAGAUGUAGCUGCAAAGGUGUAUGAAGCAUCACAAACUUUAAAUACCAGUCUAUACAUAGAUGAUGUGUUCAUGGGGCUUUGUGCCAAUAAAAUGGGAAUCGUACCUCAGUAUCACUUGUUUUUUUCUGGUGAAGGAAAAGCUCCCUACCACCCAUGUAUCUACAACAAAAUGAUGACUUCUCAUGGACAUUUAGAAGACCUACAUUAUCUUUGGAAACAAGCUACAGAUUCUAAAGUAAAGUCACUUACAUCUGGAUUUUGGGGAGAAGUAUAUUGUAAAAUGGUUAAUAUAAUGCUCCUGUGCAAGCUACGCUAUGAAGAUACAUAUCCUUGUUCAGCUGCAUGGUUCUAGUAUUUGAGCAAUUCUCAACAACAUUUGAGCCUAAAGCAAAUUAUUAUUAUUAUUUUUCCAUUUUUGCGUUACUUAAAAAGGGUUGUUCCUUUUCUGUGUGUGCAUUUCCUGCUUCCUCUUCUGUAAAGGAUGUGUGAGAUGAUCCUAAAUAGGAUAUAGUCCAGGUUGUCAAAUACAUUUGAAGUCUGUCCCUUGAAUAAAUUAGCCUCCUUCAUCUUGAGAAAUGUACCUGGUUUAUAUUUCAUUCACCAAUAAAUGCAAUACAGGUAAAAUGUAUAUAUUUGUAUUCAAGACCACUCCAUUUAAAAAAUAUAAAUAUAAAAUGUAACUUUAGUGUUUUUUAUAUGAAGGGUAAAAAAUAAUUAAAAAGGGAAAAACAGUUACUGUUAAAAUAAAGUUCAAUGCUUAAACAUCUGUACACAGUGACCAAUGUAUGCUGCCAAGCUAAUUAAUUGAUAGUGGUAAAAAAGUAUAUAUAUUUUUUUCUCAUUCUCCAGGAUUUCUAAAAUAUUCCUUAAUUUUAACAUAUUUUAUUAUCAAGUUAAGAGAUCUUCAGUAUGUUAUUACUAGUAAAAUAAAAAAUAAAUUAAAAAAAUAGAAUAGCAUCAUUGAUAUUUAAAUAGUGACUGGGCUGGGAAACUUGUUUGACAAUAAACAGUUGAAGUAAGUAGAUUAAGGUAUUGCUCCAUAUGUUUAAAGUCACUGUUUUUCUGUAAUAAACUCAACUGGGGCACUGGUCUGAUACUGAAUUGACAAUUACAGCAAUAGUAGCAUACAGUUCCCCACGUUAUGGCUGUAUUACACACCUGUAUGGAUAUAGAUGAAGUAUCUGAAGAUGGGGGGGGGGGGCAUAAAGGAGUCCCUCAAAGCAUAAAGUAUGUUUUUGUGAAUAGAAUUGAACCUCAUAUACAGUAUUGUAGUUAACAGACGGUCAUAUGACGCAAAAGUUGACUGGUUUCUUACCCUUGCUUACAACGAAGACCUGGCUAUUGCACCUUAACAUUUUUGGCUACUUUUUAGAGACUGCGUAGCUCAGGAGGAUGUACAUUAUAGCGCAGCUGUCAUAAGGCUGUGUUCGAUCUCUUUAGCAUUCUCUUCCACAAAUAUACAAAGUUACAUCAAAUGCAAGUUCAGACAUGAAGGUAUAGUUUACUUUGAGCAUAUCUAAACCAUAAUAGUUUAGAAAUAUAUAUGGAAUUGUGUACACUUUAUAUGAAUUGUAUAUAAUUUUAAUACCUCUAACUAAAAUUGCUUUGCUGAAUGUCUGUGACUAAACUUUUAGUGUUUUUUUUUUUUUUGUUUUUUUUCUCUCUCAGAGCAUCACCUUUUCUCCAAGUCCUGUAAUUCCAACAUGGCCAUACAAUAACUCUUGUGUGUGUUUCUUUGUUUUUUUUCUUUGUGUUUUUUUUUUUUUUUUUUUUUUACCUUUCAAUAAUUUGAAGUUACAGCAGGUCUGUUUCAACACAUGUAUCAUAUAUUUUUUUUGUUAAGCAUAAAUAGGCAUAUUUGUUCAUGAAAGUAUGUAGGUUUUAUGUAGUUAGAGGCCUGAAUUUCCCUUAGUGAAGAAACCUUUGAUGACUCGCACAUUUUUGUGUAGUCUAAGGUUUCCACUUGACUUGCAAUUGUCCUUUAGUGCUUGCGAGGAUCAUGGACUCAUUCAGGACUUUUGGUUAAACCAUAUGGUGCUCAAAUGCUGGGCUGUUUCUGCUGAAUGCUCAGCCUGAAGAGAUGCCACCCUGUGAGACGGUUUCACAAUAGUUGCACUAAGUGUUUAUUAACAUAUGUAAUUGUCUUUUAUUUAUAUUGACAUUGCUUUUGCAGCACUGUAAAAAAAAAUAAAAAAAAAAACUUUCUUUUUUUGUAAUGUCUGAAUGUUUUAAUAAAUUAUCUUUAAAAAUA
Molecule: messenger RNA, 3421 nt
Organism: Bombina bombina (fire-bellied toad)
Lineage: Eukaryota; Metazoa; Chordata; Amphibia; Anura; Bombinatoridae
Gene: B3GNT5
Product: UDP-GlcNAc:betaGal beta-1,3-N-acetylglucosaminyltransferase 5
Exons: 2
Coding region: 389-1522 (377 amino acids)
Biological process (GO): brain development
Cellular component (GO): membrane
Source: RefSeq, a predicted model, not a curated record